UUUGCCACUCCAAGUGGAUAAUGAGGCGAGAUAACAAGCCACACGGAACACCGACACCCUUUUGGCAGGUUCUUAACAUUAACAGUGUCCUCGAUAACUACAAAAGCUUAAGCCAAGAGUCAGCAAAAGUGCAAGCACUGGUGUUAAGAAGAGACGAUGAGUUCAGUAACGGCAACAACUCGGCAAGUGGAUAAUGCUUUCCUUUCUGCCAGGGGGGCAAAGACUGCAUCCUACAAGGACUUCCUAUAUGACACCUUUGCUAAAGUACUUGAAAAUAUAUUUGAUGCUAAACAAAAUCCUCAAGGUACAGUGAAUCUAGGCACCUCAGUGAACUGCCUAAUGGAGGAGGAGUUAACCAGUAGGUUAAUGCAGGGGGAUGCCCUCAAUGUCCUGACCAAGCACCUACAAUAUGCACCUUGGUCAGGUUCUUUGAAAGUGAGGGAAGCAGUGGCAAAUUUUCUCAACAGGCACCUUCACCCCAGGCAGGCCAUCCUGCCAAACAAUUUGGUGCUAGGAUGUGGAGUAACAUCAUGCUUGGACGCCUUAGCCCAUACUCUGUGUGAUGCUGGAGAUGUCAUCAUAACACCAACUCCAGUAUAUGCUCGUAUCUUCACAGACGUCCGUGACGUUUCAGAUGUCUGUGUCGAGCCUCUAGUGUUGUCUGACAAGGAGGACUCAAAUGGAGUGAGGUUUAGCCUAGAGGCAAAUUCUCUGGAACACUGCAUCAAGAAACUGAAGACAGAGGGACGUCGAGUUAGGGCCUUUAUUCUCAUCAAUCCCCAUAACCCCCUUGGGGAUAUCUAUCCUCCAUCCCUUGUCGCUCAACUGAUGGAUGUCUGUGCCAGGCAUCAGAUUCACUUCAUUUCCGAUGAGAUUUAUGCACUGACCGUGUUUGACGAGGAUUCUACAUUCCGAAGUGCAUUAACUCUGGACCUGCCUGACCCACAUCGCACGCACAUACUCUGGGCAGUGAGCAAGGACUUUGGUUUUGCUGGGGCACGUUUUGCAACAAUUAUAACAUUUUCUGAUGAAGUGCUUGCCUGCCUGAGUAACGCUGCUGCCUUUAAGAAUAUUCCACUCAUCAUGCAGCAUGCCAUCGCCACUCUUCUUAAUGAUACUGCUUGGUGUGAUGAAUAUUUCCUUCCGACUAACAAGAAACGGAUUGCUCAAAAUUACAAGAUAACGCUUGAACACUUAGAGAAGAUGGGUGUGACAGUUAAAAAGUCAAAAGCAGGUCUCUUUGUGUGGUUUAAUGUCCAGGCAUUCAUGAAACAGCAAACUGAGGAGGAAGAGAUGGCAUUAUAUGGAGAGCUGUUAGAUGCAGGACUGUACAUAAAUCCUGGAGCAAGGAUGUACUGUUCUUCACCAGGUUGGAUGAGGUUAAUCUUUGCUGUCAAGCUCCCAGUACUUGAGGAAGGGCUCAAGCGUCUCGAGAGCGUAUUGAUGGCAAGGAAGAGGAAACUAGACUAGACUUUUCCAGCUCCGGCCGCUGAUGUGUUAUCCAGUUUCAUCAACAAUAAAAUAGUUUACUAUAUUUUAGUUUAAAACUACCAUACUGCCAGUUUAGAUGACAUAAGCUUAAGGCAAAAUUGUGUGUUAAUGGUCCUUCAUAUCACAUAUCCAAGAAAUUAGUGGCAGAAAUUGAUCAUGAAAUAAUCAGCCCUGAAGAUAUGCAAAGACCACUCCUAUCUCACCACAAAGCCUUGACAGUACAGAAUGAGAUUUUUACUUUGUGUGAUCAAACAUGGUCUUAGUAUACCACAUAGAAGUUAUAUCACAUGUGAUAUGAUUGUAUGGUACUACAGCAUUAGUCUUGUGAGCACUGUAAUAGUUUUAAUCUCCAUAACUGUUCUGUAAUCUUGUAGUUUGUAUUAUAUAGAAGAAUUGUUUAAAUGGUAGGACUGUUGUUAAUGCAGGUACAGUAAUAAAUGCAGGUACUAAAAAUAUAUUAUUUAACUGUUAAUAAUUUUUGCCUCGUUAUUUCUGUACGAUAGCCUCUGUAUACAUUAUAGUACUAGAGAGGUACAAUAAUGUAUACAGAGGCUAUUGUACAGAAAUAAUGAGGCAAAAACAUAAAAUUUUUGUUCUCGACUUUAUCCUUGUGUAUUUUUUAAAUGGAAAGGAGAGGUGGGGAAAGAAGGAUAAAGCUUCACUAAUGUGUUAUAUCUUACUAGUAUAACUAUGAAUUUUCAUAUAAGUACAGAAUUUACUUGAAUGAGAGUUCUACACAUGAUAGGCAAUAUCACACUGGCUUUUUUUUAAAACAAAUGAUAACACAAAACAAAUAUGAAAAUUGCACAGAAACAAUAAUGUUACAAAAUACAGUACUGUACUGUAUAUAUACAGCCAUAUAUCAUGCUAUAAUUUUUAAUCAUCUUCAAUCAGGUUAAUACUUGAACAAUUCUGACCUAACCUGCCAUGUACUGAUUGGUUGCCACCAUGUUAGGAGUCUCAUCUUAUCAUUAAAAGGAAAAUACUGUAUGUACACUGCAAUCACAAUCUAUAUUUGAAGUGAAAGCAUGGAGUGUGUAUUAAUACUGUGUCAAAUAAGUUGAUCAUAUGAUUUAGCAUUUAUUGUCAGAAAUGAAUGCUGAAAAGUACUGUACUCGCUGAAAGUACAACAACAACAACAACUAUCAGGGGAACGUGCCAAGCCAUUACGACUAUAUAGCACUUGGAAGAGGUCAGGAUAAGGAUUUGGGAUAGGACGGAGGGGAAGGAAUGGUGCCCAACCACUUGUGGACGGUCGGGGAUUGAACGCCGACCUGCAUGAAGCAAGACCAUCGCUCUACCGUCCAGCCCAAAUAAACAAAAGAGGUUGUUGCUACAGUGGCUUGCUGAAUCGACAGCAUUGAUUAGUUAAAUCUUCAGUCAUACGCUCUCCUUGAGAGUUGGUACUCUUUGUGCCAAAUCACCCAUGUAAACUGUGCACAAUGAGCAAAUACGAUGUAACGUAUGCUGUCAAUAAGUUAAAACAUCCGCAUAAUGCUCUUAAUUCAGCCUAAAAGCUGUGGCUAGGGGAAAGAGCAGAAAGUUUAUAUUUAGUAAUUAAAGGAAGCCUUUAUGAUGUAAACUGUCAAGGCAUUGGAGUGUUGACAGGUGCUGACAAAUAAGGUGGGCGACUAUAAUCUAUCUUCACAUGUCAUAGAAACAUGACAAUAUCUUUAACAAAAUAAGAUCUUGGUGCAGUCCACAUAGAGAUAUUAGAUAUGAGUUACCCAGCACAAACUAUUAUCAGAAAUUACCCUCAACAAUUUAGUGUUAUCCUCAUAACACAAUCUGUACUAAGAGUGACAAUGGCACUUCCCUCGAAUGUGGGAGAUUACUCCGUCCACAUUAAAAUCCCUCCUUUUCCACCCAAGAAUAAAAACAAGGAUUAGCUACAGCUUUGUCUUGAGGUAAAGUACAAUGUCUUAAGCCAGACAGAUACUAUAUUCAAACAGUAUUCCUUCUAAGUGUGUGCACUGGUAGUUCUGUUCCAAAUGCCCACUCUGGUGCAGCUGGAAGUUCAGUUGUCUUGACAAUAAGUGAUGGCUCAUAUUUUGAGUGGCCUCGUUCUUUAGACUGAACUAUUGCUAUACUCCUUACACUCAAAUAUGUACACAUCACCAAAAUUUAUACAAAAAUUCUAAGUGAUUUUUUAUAAUUCUUAAUUGUGCUUAACUCUUUAAGACAUAGUUGUAACAUGUUUCUGUAUGAAACUAUAUACAGAUACAACAAAACUGUUAAUGAUGCUAAUAGUCCACAUUGUGUGGAUUGCAUCUCAUGUUGGCCACAGAAUGUCUGAGUUGACUAGAAGGUGAAGGGAUGACGACAUUUUGGUCCGUCCUGGACCAUUCAUUCUGGAUGCAUUCUCAUUCUCACAAUCGACUUGAGAAUGGUCCAGGACGGACCGAAACGUCGUCGUCCCUUCACCUUCUAGUGUGUGGUCUGGUCCACAUUCUUCAGCCACGUUAUUGUGACUUAUCGCCUGCAUGUCUGAGUUAACCUAAUGAGGUCAUCUGUUAUUUUUCUUGAACUUUUUAAAUUAUUGUCAGCUAACUUCUCUUUUAGUAUUAAGUGUUUACUCCUUCAGACCUUUAAAUAAAUUUUGUCCAAAUUAUUUUAAGUUUUACAUGAAACGCUUUGCGUAACAGUGGCUUCAUUAGUUUGUGGAACUUCUGUCCCCACAAUUGUGCAUUACUCUUAUGUUUCUUUGU
This is a messenger RNA of Procambarus clarkii (red swamp crayfish), 4199 nucleotides long. RefSeq names its product 1-aminocyclopropane-1-carboxylate synthase-like protein 1. The record is from RefSeq and is a predicted model, not a curated record. Gene Ontology annotation, biological process: biosynthetic process; amino acid metabolic process. Lineage: Eukaryota; Metazoa; Arthropoda; Malacostraca; Decapoda; Cambaridae. Gene Ontology annotation, molecular function: pyridoxal phosphate binding; transaminase activity.